UCUCUCUCUCUGACUAACUGACUGACCUUCCCCUCUUAGCCUCCUGCGAGCAAGCAUAAACUGCAGCGAGAAACAGAAGUGACAUUCAACGCAACGCAACUCCCAAGAAGGCAGAGACUUUACUGGAGUUCACUGCAGAUCAGAGAGAGAAGGAACCUCGGACGGAGACGUGAGAGGAGGUGAAGCGGGGGUUUGUGUGCAUGUGUGCGUGUGUACAUGAUAACGAAACCGGGACCGACUCUGCAGUUCUCAAACAUGCAGCCUGAGGACCUCCCUGGAUCCCGUCCCAAAAUAUUUCACGUUUCCCGACAUCGGAGUUUUCACCUCCCGGAACAGGAAGCCAUCGUGAUGAAGGAGACCUCUAUCCCUCCUCCUCCUUCUGUUCCUGCUCCGCUCAUCCCAUCCCUCUGUCCCCUCUCCUGCCAGGACUCCUCCCACCUGGAAUUCCCGUCCCUGGACGACUUCAUCCCGCCCGGCCUGCAGAAAGGCGGAUUCCGUGUGCCCCCGGCCGCCCCUCGGAACGCUGUAUCCCUGGGGCAAUUUCCACCGCCUCCACCCGCGUCCGGCUGUCCUCCAGUUGUUCAAGGAGCACGAAGGGCCAGUGAGAGUUACCUCGGCCUCCCUCGCUCACCCGGGCUGGACGCCGGCGCCGGGUUGAAUGGACGCUCCCUGCCCCCGCCUCGCCCGGCACUGUGGGCGGAGAACCGCAAAGACUCGCGGGAGAAGAAGUGGAUCAAGUACGAGGGAAUCGGGCCGGUCGAUGAGGUCGGGAUGCCCAUUGCCUCCAGACCAAGUGUAAACAGACCCAAGGACUGGUACAAGAGCAUGUUCCGACAAAUCCACAGGAGGCGUUCAGACGAUGAGUUCGAGAGCGGAGGAGGGUGGAACGUGCCCGACACGGUCGAUUCCUCCAACAAUGUGACACAACAGUUCAGAAACGGACUUCCAGACAAGCGGGGAUUAGACACCAUCUUAUUGCCGAAGGCUGACUUGCCAAAACACGCCUCCCCCUCCCACGGGAACGAUCGCCGGAGCGAGUUGGGAGCUGACACCCACACGAUCCACACUCAGCCCAGGAGGAGCUUCCAGUACGGUCCCAGGCGCUCGUCCGUGCCCGAGACGAAGACGGAGAGAGGGCGGGAGACGGAGAGGCAGUGGAAGCCUGGAACACCAGCUGUGAACUCUAACAGAACCCACUCUGCUUCCUUCGAGACAACCCUGGAACAAGAGCUGAGGCAUCUGGAGGCUCAGUUAGAGACAGACCUGAGGGAAAUGGAGCAGUGGCAAUCUCAGAGAGCACAGCAGGAAUCGCGAGAGUCAAAACCCCUCAACGCACCCUCCACAUCCGCCAGUCGGAUGGCUUCAUCUCCAAGUUGGGAUCGUUCCGCUGGUGCCCAUCAUCCCAAUGGCCAACGCACUGAGCCAUGGGAAUCCCUCGGAGGCACAAGAGGCCGGGAUAAAUCUCCGUCCCCCAGAGAUCCGCUAAAUCCCAGGAAUGGCUUCCACGGCGAGAGGUUCGGGAGCCAGGAAAUCGGGUCCGACUGGCCUUCCAAGCGGGAAGAGAAGAAGAUGAAGGCAGCCAGAGCCAAGUUCGAUUUCCAGGCCCAGUCUCCCAAGGAGCUCGCUCUACAGAAAGGAGAUGUGGUUUACAUCCACAGAGUGGUCGACCAGAAUUGGUUGGAAGGUGAACAUCAUGGGAGACACGGCAUCUUUCCAGUAGCCUAUGUAGAGAUCAUCCCAGACACGGAGAGACCGACCCCCAUAAAGCCCCCUCCCAUCCAAGUGCUGGAGUACGGAGAAGCAGUAGCAACCUUCAACUUCAAAGCCGACUUACCUGUCGAACUCUCCUUCCGCAAGGGAGAGACCAUCUGCCUGAUCCGGAGGGUCGACGACAACUGGUUCGAAGGAAGGAUCUCGGGAACGAACCGUCAAGGGAUCUUCCCGACCAACUACGUGCAGGUGGUGAAGGGCCCCAGGAUGAAGAACUCUGCGGACAGCUCGGUGCCCCCCGCCUCGCCCACUCCCGUGCCCCCCGCCUCGCCCCCGGAACCCCAGAGCCCCCUCACCUCCCCAACCUCCCCCAAAAAGGAAUGCUCGGACUCGUUGGCCCGAUUGCUCUCCAACCAGAACUUGCUGCACUCAUCCAAUCAGCACUCGGUGUCGUCCGCACCAUCGUCCAAUCAGCACUUGAUGUCGGCGCCCUCGACCAAUCAGCGCUCAGUGGCUGCGGCGUCGUCCAGUCAGUACGUGGUGCGAGUGGCAUCGUCCAAUCAGCAUUCGUUUCCGUUGUCCAAUCAUCACUCGGCGCCCAUGCCUUCGUCCAAUCAGCACCCGGCCCCGGCCUCCUCGUCCAAUCAGCACUCGAUGCCGGCCGCCUACACCAAUCAGCGGCUGCCGAGCCCCUCGGCCAAUCACCUCCUGGCACCGAGAGGGGCAGCGAAUCAACAUGGCCGGAGCCCGAGCCCCACCCCCACGGGUUGGGCCUCGGCCAAUCACAUCGCCUCAGGCCAGCGGACGGAGCCUAGCCCCGCCCCUCCAGCACAGAGCUGGGUGCCCGCUGACGCCAGCCCACAACCCCAUAUCGUAUUCAAUAAGUCCGAGCGAACCCAAGUCACGUCAGCGGGAGGUCCGAACUCUCCGGCCUUGCAGUGGACUCUUUACCGAGUGCUGUACAACUAUCAACCGUUGAAUGGUGAUGAGCUGGAGCUGAGAGAGGGAGACUUGGUGGAUGUGAUGGAGAGGUGUGACGAUGGCUGGUUUGUCGGCACCUCCAGACGAACACACUUGUUUGGCACUUUCCCUGGGAACUAUGUUCAACCCGUGUAACAUAGGCGCACGGAAGAUGCUUCACCGACCAGCAGAACAUCUCAAGAACAUUCUCUGCAAAUGGGUCCUCACUCCAUUUCCCCCCUCUCCCCCCACCACCUCUGAGAUAUCUCUGCUCACCCCUGCCUCUCUCUCUCUCUCUCUCUCUCUCUGUUGCAAUUGACCGUAGCUCGGAACGGAACAGAACAAGUCUCAGCAGAAAUGGUCCAAAUCUGUUUUGUCUAACGAUUUGCGUUAAGAUUUCAGCGACUGAAGCCGGUGGGAGGGGGAGGUGACCGU
Molecule: messenger RNA, 3105 nt
Organism: Callorhinchus milii (elephant shark)
Lineage: Eukaryota; Metazoa; Chordata; Chondrichthyes; Chimaeriformes; Callorhinchidae
Gene: sorbs3
Product: sorbin and SH3 domain containing 3
Exons: 22
Coding region: 217-2826 (869 amino acids)
Molecular function (GO): protein binding
Source: RefSeq, a predicted model, not a curated record